GAACGCGAACCACCCAAACCGAGUGGAGAAAUUCGCCACGCCCAAAUGCUGCCGACCACCUGCCGCGCGCCGCCGUGCCCGUGGCCGCGGCCGCUCGCCGCCGGUAGAGCCAGGGGAGGCUAUGGCCUCGGCCGCGCUCGCGGGGUGAAGAGGAGAGCGGCGGCGGCGCGCGGGAUGGUGGUGCGGUGCGGGCUGCUCCCCGUGGACCCGUGGGCGCCCACCAUGGACUCCCAGAGCGUGGCGUCGCAGCUGUUCGCCGUCUCGCUCUUCCCCUACCUCGGCUUCCUCUACUUCAUGACCAGGUCCAAGACGGCGCCGGGACUCACGCUCUUCGGAUUCUACUUCCUCCUCGCCUUCGUCGGCGCCACCAUACCUGCUGGGAUAUAUGCAAAAGUUCAUUAUGGAACCUCGCUGUCUAACGUCGACUGGCUGCACGGGAGUGCAGAAUCACUACUUACUCUUACCAAUUUAUUCAUCGUGUUGGGGUUAAGGGGAGCCUUGAGGAAAUUGGAGGACACAAAAGAGAGCGCUUCUGAAGAAUCCCAGGACAUUAAAGAAAAAGGUUCUAUCUAGUUACUUUGUUUUAUAUUUUUAUCAGCACAGCUGAAGUCCCAUGUAGUGAUGUAGAAUGUAUAUUUCUUCUGCUAAAAAUCUUGUGUAAGGGUGCGCUGUACUGUAAGAAAUUAAGAACCCUCGAAGAUUUGCUCUGUGCAUAUGCUAAACCCUCGAAGACUUCCAAUUUCCAAAUA
This is a messenger RNA of Oryza sativa Japonica Group (Japanese rice), 749 nucleotides long. RefSeq lists its product as uncharacterized. Lineage: Eukaryota; Viridiplantae; Streptophyta; Magnoliopsida; Poales; Poaceae. The record is from RefSeq and is a predicted model, not a curated record.